CCGUUAGCGAGUGCGGAAAAAGUGGAAUUUCGCAGGAAAAAUCACACAACGUUAAGGCGCACUAACCCCCAAAUUACUGCCCUGGGACGGAAUUCCAUUAUGUUCCCUUUCUCGUCCCUGCAAGUUGAGUAUAGCAAUUUUCAUCGUUCAUCGCAAAUCAUGUCGAACGCCCUGAGCAUGACCAACUCCGGCUUUCCGCACUCGUGGAUCGUGUCCGGGCAGGACUUUUGUCCGAUCACCUACUCGUCCAUCCAGUCCCACAACUCGGCCGUCUCGAGCAACCUGUCCACCGUCGAGCCGGGGUUGAUCGAGCUGCGGAAGGAGAAGUCCCGCGACGCGGCCCGCUCGCGGCGCGGCAAGGAGAACUACGAGUUCUACGAGCUGGCCAAGAUGCUACCGCUGCCGGCGGCCAUCACCAGCCAGCUCGACAAAGCGUCCAUCAUCCGCCUCACGAUCAGCUACCUGAAGCUGAAGGAGUUCAGCGAGAACGGGGUGCCGUCCUGGUGCAAGGAACCGAUCGGGUUCCAGAACUACAACGCGCCCCAGUACUUCAACGAGAUGUUCGAAACGCACCUCGGCACCCACAUCCUCCAGUCGCUGGACGGGUUCGCCAUCUCGACCGGUGUCGACGGUCGGUUCCUCUACAUCUCCGAAACCGUAUCGAUCUACCUCGGGCUGUCGCAGGUCGAGAUGACGGGCAGCAGCAUCUUCGACUACGUGCACAAGAACGACCACACGGAGGUGGAGCAGCAGCUGGGGGUGCGCAAGAGCGCCGACUACUCCGCGUACGGCAGCUACGGUGACGAGCCGCCCGAGAAGACGGUCCUCAAGCUGGACAAGGAUGGCGGCGGUGGUGGUGGCGGUGGAGGCGGAGGUGGCGGUGUGAAGGGUCUGCUGCCGGGCGAAGCGUACGAGGGGGACGAUCGGGCCUUCUGCAUCCGCAUGAAGUCGACCCUGACCAAGCGCGGCUGCCACUUUAAGUCGUCCGGCUACCGGGUGAUCCUGCUGCUGUGCCACCUGCGCAAGAAGGGCAGCGGGCAGCAACACGGCGGCAGCGACAAGCAGACGGUCAUCGGGAUGGUCGGCAUCGGGAUCGCGCUGCCGCCGCCCUCGCUCCACGAGAUCAAGCUCGAGUCGGACAUGUUUGUCUUUCGCACCAGCCUCGACCUGACGAUCAUCCACUGCGAAAAUAGGAUUUCCAGCUUCCUGGACUACAGCGCCGACGAGCUGAACGGGAAGAGCAUCUACAGCCUCUGCCACGGGCAGGACGCGCACAAGUUGCGGAAGAGCCACAGUGAACUGAUACAGAAGGGCCAGGUGCUGACGCCGUUCUAUCGCAUCCUCAACAAGAGCGCCGGCUACUUCUGGAUCCAGUCCUGCUGCACGAUGGUGUGCCAGACGAAGAACAUGAGCGACCAGACGGUGAUCUGCGUCAACUACAUCAUCACCAAGCCGGAGAAGGAGAACCUGAUCCUCGAUAUCUCGCAGAUUCCGGCGGCGGCGAAUGUCCUGGGCGACUACCACCACGUCGGGGGCAAGUCGGGCGUCGCGCCCAAGAAAGGCGUCGCCAUCGCCGACUACGAGCUCGACAGCAAAGGCAUCGGUGAUCUGGGUGGCGGUGGCGUCAGCCAAAGCCAUACCGGGCAUUCGCACCAGCAUCACCAGCACCAGCACCAGCACCAACAGCACCUCGCGGGGGACGGCGGAUACCUCGAUGGUGGGUCGCAGCAGGAGCACAAAGAGCUGCUGGAGAAGAGCGGCUCGUUGGGCAAACCGGGCUACGGGCAGACGACGGCGACGGUUGGCGGCCACAAAGCGCUGACCGGGCUCGUGUUCGGUGGUGGGCACGAGAAGAAGGAUCAUGAGCUCGAGUACAAGGACAAGCUGCUGGACCACCGUGAAAAGGGCUGCAGCAAUAGUAAGCACCAACGACUGAAAAGUGGCAGCCCGAUGCUGGGCCUACCGAACGAGAACGGUGCCAUCGGUGAGAAGAAGGCUUCCGGUGGCAAGAAGAGCGUUAACAACCGGGCCAGCGUUAUACGAGUGCUCGCCAAGUCCUCGAAAAAGGUGCUCCAGGAGUCGCAUUAAAUGGCGGCGCAACACCAUCGUUCCAUUUGAUUUGUUUCGUGUUUUUAAAAUUACCGGGCUUAGUACUUAGUUAAUGUGAAAUGUUUCGCUGCAAUAACAAACGCUUCCUUCCAAACGCAGGCAAUGGAAGGAACCGGUUACUUGAAAUUAAAAUUACAAAAACACACCACAGUAAACGAAUGUUACUAGGGUUAGCAGCAGCAGUGCACUAAGGAUAACCAAAUGCCAACCUAGCAGACAGUGGCACAUGUCGCGAUACAUUACAAACCAGUAUUUAUAGACCACGUCAUCGGGGUAAACGUAAUGCUUCUGAAGAAGUUAACUAAAGGUGGGAAACAAGUAUUACAAACAGUCCCUUACUCGUUGCUCUGUCUAAGGACAGACAGAACAUUC
Molecule: messenger RNA, 2481 nt
Organism: Anopheles bellator
Lineage: Eukaryota; Metazoa; Arthropoda; Insecta; Diptera; Culicidae
Product: protein trachealess-like
Exons: 7
Coding region: 100-2088 (662 amino acids)
Biological process (GO): regulation of transcription by RNA polymerase II
Molecular function (GO): DNA-binding transcription factor activity, RNA polymerase II-specific; protein dimerization activity; RNA polymerase II transcription regulatory region sequence-specific DNA binding
Source: RefSeq, a predicted model, not a curated record